Messenger RNA from Colletotrichum lupini, 1557 nucleotides. RefSeq names its product sugar transporter. Gene Ontology annotation, cellular component: membrane. Bases 1 to 1557 code for a protein of 518 amino acids. NCBI's taxonomy places the organism in Eukaryota, Fungi, Ascomycota, Sordariomycetes, Glomerellales, Glomerellaceae. Gene Ontology annotation, biological process: carbohydrate transport; transmembrane transport. Gene Ontology annotation, molecular function: carbohydrate:proton symporter activity. The record is from RefSeq and is a predicted model, not a curated record. The transcript has 4 exons.
AUGGGUAAACCUGUUGAGGACCUGGCCGUGAUCCCAGGCGAUGACCUCCCUUGGUGGAAGCACGCCCACUUGCGGAAGCUCAAUUUCAUCACCUUGUCUAUGGUGUUGUUCUCUUCUGCCAAUGGUUACGAUGGAUCCAUCAUGGGCGGUCUCCUUGCCCUUCCUCGAUGGAACGCCUUUACGCACAACCCCUCCGGCGCAUACCUUGGUUGGAUCACAGGUAUCUACUGGCUCGGAAACGGUAUCGCCUUCCCCAUCGCCGCCAUAUGCUCCAACCGUUGGGGUCGCAAGCCUGGCAUCUACGUCGGAUACUUAUUCCUGAUUCUCGGUGUCGUCAUGCAAACGGCAGCCCAAAACGAAGCGACCUUCACCUACUCCCGUCUCUUCAUCGGUAUCGCCGCCUCGUGGCUCGGAAACUCGGCUCCUCUCUUGAUUAACGAGAUCGCCCACCCGAAGCAACGAUCCAUCGCCAAUGCCCUAUUCAUGGUCGGCUGGUACUUUGGCGGUACGCUCUGCGGUUGGGUCACUUUUGCCUGCCGUGACAUUGCCUCGGACUGGUGCUGGCGUAUUCCCGUCGUUCUCCAGAUUGUCCUUCCCUUCGUUGCCUUGCCCGGCUUCCUCUUAUCGCCUGAGAGUCCUCGUUGGCUGAUUAGUGUUGGACGCGUCGAGGAGGCCACCGAGAUUCUGGCCACUCACCACGCAGGUGGUAACAGAAACGAUCCCUUGGUAACCUACCAAGUUGUUGAGAUCCAGGCCACCAUUACCGCAGAAAAGGAGGCUUCUUCCAGCGCUUCGUAUAUGGAUAUGAUCAAGACACCAGGAAACCGUCAUCGCCUCUUUAUCUCUGUUACUCUCGGUAUCUACGCCCAAUGGGCUGGUAAUGGCGUCGUGUCAUACUAUCUCCUCAUCCUAAACUCGAUUGGAGUCACAUCAGUCACGAACCAGACCUUGAUUUCGGCUUGCCUGAACGUCUGGAACCUGCUGUGGGCAAUCGCUGCCGCCACCAGCGUCGACAAGCUGGGUCGCCGUUUCCUGUUCUUGACUUCUGCCAGCGUCAUGUUGGUGAGCUUCAUCAUCAUUACUGGCCUCAGUGGUUCUUUCGCCACGACCCAGUCAUCGGCCAUCGGAUCCUCGGUCAUCCCAUUCUUGUUCAUCUUCUUUGCUGGAUACGACAUCGCCAUGACUCCCUUCCUCACGGCCUACCCUUGCGAGAUUUGGCAGUUCAGCCUCCGAUCCCGAGGUCUCACCGUCACCUGGUGCUCAACCGUCAUCGCUAUCUUCAUCAACACUUUUGUGAACCCCAUUGCACUGGAGGCUAUUCACUGGAAGUACUACAUUGUAUUCAUCGUGAUGCUCGCUCUCCUUUGGAUCACCGUCUUCUUCGCCUACCCCGAGACUCGCGGACACACUCUGGAGCAAAUGGCUGUCAUCUUUGACGGUGAUGAUGCUGCGGUGCCUCCUGCGGCUGCUGUGAGUGAGAAGACUGAGGCUUUGGUCACUCAUGGAGAUGAUGAGGAUAAGAGACAGUACCAGAGCGAUGCUGAACACAGAGUUUGA